AUGGGCUUCCUCUCCGCUCUGUCAACGUUCGUCUCCAUCAUCCUGGUAUACCCCGUUUACUAUGUAGCGUUUUGCGCAUACUUUCUCCUAAGCCUUGUGGCCUCACCUUUCAUAUACCUGGGCUCGUUAUGCCUCUGGUUGGUUCUCUUGCCAGUAAAAAUCGUGCUCAGCCUCAAAGCGCUCUUAAUCUACCUCGGGGUAGCUUCACUGGCUGGUGCUGGUGCGGCUUUGCUCUUGUACUCAAUAACGACCUUGGCUAUUGAUGCAUUAUUGGGUCGCGUUUCAAGUUCUACGACUGUUGCCCGCCUCAAGCCUAGGCCGGGGCAUCAUGCAAUCGAGGAUGUCAAGUCCGAACCCUCCAACGGCCCUGGGGAAAGCAAUGCCUUAUUGGAUAAUUGGGGCUGGGGGGUAGACGCAAAUCCCCUGAAAAAGAGUGGAUUGGUGUCUGAAACGAUAUUGGAAGAAGAGAGUCAGAAUUCCGAGAUCUGA
Molecule: messenger RNA, 489 nt
Organism: Aspergillus puulaauensis
Lineage: Eukaryota; Fungi; Ascomycota; Eurotiomycetes; Eurotiales; Aspergillaceae
Exons: 2
Coding region: 1-489 (162 amino acids)
Source: RefSeq, a predicted model, not a curated record